Molecule: messenger RNA, 1108 nt
Organism: Neltuma alba
Lineage: Eukaryota; Viridiplantae; Streptophyta; Magnoliopsida; Fabales; Fabaceae
Exons: 3
Coding region: 363-893 (176 amino acids)
Source: RefSeq, a predicted model, not a curated record
UGGGUUUGUCUUUUGCUCUUUCCUCUUCUUGUUCUUUAUGGAAACACUGCUCUGAUGGGACUUGUUCAUCUCUGGGUUUGCUCAAUGCAGGACCUGAACCCCACCUCCUGCUUAUUGUCCUUCUUCUGCUACCUCCUUUGGCUUCUAGCGAUUAACCGCCCUGUGUGCAUUAUUUGAUUUAUUUCCAGGUAACAGGUUUUUAAUGGGCUCAUCAAAAGGAACUGAGAUUCACACCAUGACCCAUCAUUUUCUGUUGCUUCUCUUUACUAAAUGAGGCUCUUUUCCAGGCGUUAUAUUACAGUACUAUUCUGUUGAGCCUGGUCUCUUGAAACCUGUGAUCUCUCUGGAGGCAUUAAGCAAAAAUGGCUGCUUGGGAUGAUCUUCUGAGUAAAACCCAUAUAGGCGAUGAAGAGUUCGAUGAAGAAGAAGUGUGGGGAUUGGCGGAGGAGAGGGAUGGGUCAAGCCCCAAAGUGAAGAAAGUUGCUUCUAAAGAUUCCUCUGGUUCUUCCUCUGCAUGGCACUCACCUGCUGCUCCAAGAAAGAUUCCGAGGGCAAGCUCACAAACCAGCCAUAAGUUUGAAGCGCUUCAGGGUUCUUCAGCUCCUCUGAACAUUCCUGACUGGUCUAAAAUUUAUCAGAAAAAUGUGAAGACGGGGCCAAAAAUUGAUGGAGAAGAAGAACAUGAACAUGAUAAAAAUGGUGGUGAUGAGGAGGAAGAAGAUGGAGAUGAUGAAGAUCGUAUCAUUCCCCCGCAUGAAUGGCUUGCUAGGAAGCUUGCAAGGAACCAGAUUUCCUCUUUCUCUGUGUGUGAAGGCGCAGGGAGGACGCUCAAAGGGAGAGAUCUUAGCAAAGUGAGAAAUGCUAUCUUGUCCAAAACUGGUUUCAUAGAGUAGCAGUAUCAGCGAAGCUGAUUCUUGGCCACCACUGUAAUGGUUCGAUCAUGUCAUUGUCGGCUUCUUCCAUAUUUUAUUCUCUUUCUUCUUUGGCAAUCUCCACCACAAUCUGAUCUCCUCGUCAUCAUCGUCGUUAGACUUAGAUGCCAUGCAAUCUAUUUUGUUUUGAUUAUUCGCACUUACACACACUAUGGGAGAUGAUGAAUGAUGAUGAA